AAAAAAAAAAAAAAAAAAAAUGCGGUGGCUUACAUGGACUAAAUAAACAGUAAAUGAACUAUAUAGACGUGUUAUAGAGUUUGGCACCAAAAGACCAAAAUUUGGCUUUCAUUCGCAGUUAAUCAGUCGCUUUGCAAUGUUACGUUGGCUUGAUUUGAGAACAUUUAAGGUAAUAUAGUGAAACGUUUUGUGAAGACACAAAUAAAAGGAGUGGCAGCAGAACUUUUACCACCAUCACAAGGUCAAGCCCAGAUCAGAGGUAACAAAUGGAUGAACUUUACUGUAAGUCAAUAACCAACAAUGUCUGAGAAAUGCUUAAACUUCAAAUGAAGGAUCAAGCAGCGUUUGAGCGCCCUCUGUUGUCACUGAUGGAGUAAAAAGUAGAUAUUUUGACUGCCUGUGUUGUAUCUAAAAUGUGAGCUAAUUUCAAGGUAUUAUUAAUAUAUAGUUUAUUUGUCUGUUCUAUAAAAACAGUAUCACCCUCAUUGUCAUGCACGCAGCUGAAGAGCAAUACUAUAUUGUAUAACUUUAUGUUAUAUAGAUUGAUUACUUUUACCCUUUUUUCCUUUCUUCUUCUUGUAGACCUGUGAUUUAAUGUGGACACAAUUUCUGUAAGAGCUGAUUGAACCGUUGCAAGAAAAACUACUUUUCCCAGCAAUGGAGAAUAUGAAGCACUAUAUUUGCCAGAAACACGAGAGACCUCUGGAGCUGUUCUGUAGAGAUGAUCAGGUGUAUGUGUGUGUGUUUUGCGCUGAUGGAGACCACAAGACUCACAACACUGUUCCUCUAGAGGAGGAGAGUACAGAGAAGAAGACUCAGCUGAUGAAGACACAGACAUAUGUGCAGCAGAUGAUCCAGGACAGAAUCAAGAAGGUUCAAGACAUCAAACACUCAGCAGAAAUCAGAAAAAAAAACACAGAGCGAGAGAAAGCAGCCAGUGUUGAGCUCUUCAGCGAUCUGAUGCGCUCCAUUGAGAGAUGUCAGACUGAGCUGCUGGAGAUGUUGGAGGAGAAGCAGAAAGCAGCAGAGAAACAGGAGGAGAAACUGAUUCAAGAGCUGCAGCAGGAAAUCACUGAGCUCAAGAUGAGAAACACUGAGCUGGAUCAUCUCUUACACACCGAGGAUCACCUCCAGCUCCUACAGAUUGAUCCAUCCUCGUGCGGUCCUCCACACACCAGGAACUGUCCUGAGAUCAGUAUGAGCCCUGAUGUGAGUGUGGAGACUCUGAGGAGAGCCCUGACUCAGCUGCAGGAGACUCUAGACCAGAAACUCAGUCAGUCUGUGUUGAGGAGGAUGCAGCAGCAUGCAGGUGAUGUGACUUUGGAUCCUGAUACAGCUCAUCCAUAUCUCAUUCUCUCUGAUGAUGAGAAACAAGUAAGGCAUGGAGACACUGAGCAUGAACUACUGACGCAGCAUAAAAUCCCAGGCAUGUAUUGUCUUUAACAGCAAAGUCUAUUUUUAGGGAAGUCCAUGCUUUAGAACAGGAUAGACUGAAAUUAACUGUGGUCCUGGUCACUUAUGCACAGGACAAUUGCAAAAAAAAAUCAAUCUUUUCAAAAUCAUUAUUCUACAAAACUUUGGGGUAGCAAAUUUAUGCAUUGUAAUUAUCAGGUGAGAUGAUCAGUGGGGCAGAAUUUUUAACCUUCAUCAUUACGACACGGGAUGAAUAAAGGAUACAUUUUCUCAGUGAAAGACUGACCAGUGAAGGAGUAGAUAUGAGAUCUGGUCUCCACAUCACAGAAGGAGACCAGACCCUCCUCGUGAUCCACAAACACCCCCACCUUCUGUGGUAAAAUCUCCCCGAGGAGAAGCCCUCUUUUCCCAGGACAGAGACACAGUUAUCAAACCUUUCAGGGUUGUUUGGAAGUUGCUGUUGUUUGUGUCACUGGAUAUUGCAAACUGUCAUUGAAAAUGCAUGAUGUCACAAUUUCCACCAGUGGAAGUUUCUGGGCUAUGUGUAUGCUUUAUUUCCCAAAAUAUGGCAGUUUGGUGUUGGUACGAAUGAAGUGUGCUCACUUCUGUGUUGACAUUCAUCAUUUUGGUUAAUAUGAGAUGUAUAUGGACAAUAAUAUGCAUAUAAGAAUUGUUGUUUCUUGGAGAACUUCAUUUUACAAUUAUAAUCUUUGAUUACUGUAUGAAUUAAGCAAAAGUUAUUCUGUUGUUUAUUGGUUAGAACAAAGCAGUGCAGCCUUUAAUUGUCCACAGUAAGCAAACCUGGAAUUUAUGUAACUUUGUUCACUAGAAACCACAUACUAAAUUCUGUAGCUUCACCAGCUACAAAGACUUGCUAGAGCUUGCUGGCGCUACAAAGACUUGGGACUCCAAAUAUCACAUUUAGCAAAUCCAUAGUAGUACAGUUAUGCAUUAUUGUUGGUCAUGUCUACAACAAUAAAAGUGAACUAAAAAAAAUCAAGUAUUCAAAUUGUAAUGCCUUCUAGGACAGAAACGGUCAGAAUUCACACAAUGUCAGGGGUUCUCAACUCUGGCCCUCGUGGUCCACUUUUCCUGCAGAGUUUAGCUCUAAAAUGUCUAAACAAGCUAAUCGAGGUCUUCAGGAUUGCUAGAAUAUUACUGGCAGGCCCUUUUGAUCAAGGCUGGAGCUAAACCCGGCAGGAAAGUGGACCUUGAGAGCCAGAGUUGAGAAUGUUAUAGGAUUGUACUUGAAUCUCUGUGGUUUUCACACGACAUAACAAGGGUUCUUGUCCUCUUGUCAUAGCUACGCAGGUGCAUAAGACAAUGCUGACAAGCUGCACAAGCUACAAAACAUCCAGUCCUGACCACUUUUAUAAAUUGAGAUCUAUGUAUUGUGGAGAUGUAAUUCAUAUUCUCCAAUCUCUCUCUCAGUGCAUGUGACUCUCGAUCCUGAUACAGCUCAUCCAAAACUCAUUUUGUCUAAUGACGGGAAACAAGUGAGACAUGGAGACAUUAAGCAAACACUCUUCGACAAUCCAGAGAGGUUUGAUCAGUGCACCUGUGUCCUGGGAAAAGAUGGCUUCUCCUCAGGGAGAUUUUAUUUUGAAGUGCAGGUACAUGAAAACACUAAGUGGGAUUUAGGAGAGAAUCUAUUAACAGAAAGGGAAAGAUCACAGUGUGGUAGUGAAAAAAUGUCCUAACAUCUUUUAAUAGCAAUGAAUGAACUGACACAUUUUUGUAAUUUGGAAAAACAUAGAUUUAGGAGUGUAAUGUUGUCUGUUUCUUCUGAAUUAUUUUUUUAAGGACUGCAAAAGUGAUCAUAUCCACACAAUGUUUCUUUACAAUCUCUUUAAUGAAGCACUUUAGCUCUUUCUAGAACUGCAUUAUGCUGAUGUUGCUUGUGAACUUACAAUUAAUGAUAGACAGCGAAGAGGCAGCAUAUGGGACAAUGUGAAGAAAUUAACAUAUCUGAUUCAAAAUUGACAAAGAACCAUAUGUAAUGUGAUCCCAGAGGCUUAAAUGUGUGGAAGAAUUGACUGAUUGACUGAAGUUACUAAUUACAAAUUGUAGCCUAUUAGUGAUUCCAGUAAAUAAAAACAUUGAAAUGACUGUGUUUUUGUUGUAAAGACAGUAUCUACACAGUGUGUGACAAUCCGAUCAUAAAACAACUGACAUAAACCCACCUGAUAUGAGGUACUUUAAUUAUUUCAAUAUCAAAGUGAAAUAUGGGAGGAGCUACUCUAUGACAUCACUGCAGGUGAA
Molecule: messenger RNA, 3675 nt
Organism: Puntigrus tetrazona (Sumatra barb)
Lineage: Eukaryota; Metazoa; Chordata; Actinopteri; Cypriniformes; Cyprinidae
Product: E3 ubiquitin-protein ligase TRIM39-like
Exons: 6
Coding region: 658-1443 (261 amino acids)
Molecular function (GO): protein binding; zinc ion binding
Source: RefSeq, a predicted model, not a curated record